Molecule: messenger RNA, 3336 nt
Organism: Nothobranchius furzeri (turquoise killifish)
Lineage: Eukaryota; Metazoa; Chordata; Actinopteri; Cyprinodontiformes; Nothobranchiidae
Gene: vimr2
Product: vimentin-related 2
Biological process (GO): intermediate filament organization
Cellular component (GO): cytoplasm; intermediate filament
Molecular function (GO): structural constituent of cytoskeleton
Source: RefSeq, a predicted model, not a curated record
CAGACAUUAUGGCAAUGCUCAGGGUGUCUUCUUACCGCAAGCUGUUUGAGGAUGAAAGCUGGAGUAGAGACGUGGGUUUGAGUUCACGGUGUGCAGGACGGUACCGGGCCUCUGCCAGAGAUGCAGCUGUUCACAAGCGCGACUGUAUAAAUGUAGACUUUGAAGCUUCCAAAGCUCUGAACAAAGAGGGUCUGAGUCGGUUUGUCCAGGAACGCUCAUCCCUCGCUUCCCUCAACGACCGUCUGGUUCAACUAAUUGAACUGGCUCAUUGUUUUGAGGAGGAGAACAAGGCUCUGGAAAGUGAGAUCGCUGAACUGGACGAGGUGAUGAAUAAUAAACAGACUUCCGGCAAGGUGUCAGCUGUCCCUGAUUACAGUUUGGAUGCAGUGGUGGAAAAACUACGCAGGCAGAAGGAUGAGAUUCUUGGUGAAACAGAAGAACUAACAGAAGAGCUUGAGCGUGUUUGCCAAGAGUAUGAGAAGGUUGCACAUCAGAGGAUCCUCAUUCAGCAGGAACAGCGAGGUGUUUCCGAGGAAGUAAAUGCUGUGACUGCAGAGUGUUUGGCACUGAGGGAACAAGUGUCCAUCUACGAGGAACAGCUGGCCAACAUGGAGGCCAAGCACAGGAUGGAAGUGGAAAGUCUACUUAAUCCAGAUGAAAGGACUCUGAGAGCAGCAGUGAUUACAUUUGGCAGUCCUGACAUCACUCCGGCCUUGGAUGUAAAGGAGUUCUACCAGCAGCUGGCUGAGAGCCUCCAGUUUGAGGGCAGCACUUCCUCUUCUGCUGUAGCUCGCCGAGGGGAUGGAAACAGGCUGGAAGGGGGAGGAGCUGAGGGGUCGAGGGUCAAAAACCUGCCAGAGAUAAAGGAUGUCAGUGAGAUGAAUGCACUGAUUUCAGAACUUAUAGAAGAGCUCACAGAUCUGGAGAAGCGUAAUGAGGAGCUGGAGGAAGAAGCUGAGAUCAAAACGACUGCAUACAUGGAUGAAGUUGCUGAAUUAGAGUGUUCUAUGGAAGAAUUAAGGCAGCAGGAGGCUGAUCUCAAAUCACAGAUGAAGGAGCAAUGUGAAGAGUACAAGGAGCUGCUGAAAGAGAAGAUGGCGAGACACAUGGAGAUCGCUGCCUACAGGAGUCUGGUGGAGGAAGAAGAGGACAGGCUGUGCUGCCUGUGAUUAAAGACUUCGAUUGACUGGAUGGAGUUUGACUGGAUGCUUCCCUGACACCCGGAUUAGAACAUAGGCAAUAAAGAAACACGAAAAACAGAUCCCAAAGCAGCACUUUGAUGAAGUUUAAGGUACAAAUGCAGCAGUUUGAGUAAAUGUUUGCUUAUCAUGAUAGAUUAAUGCUGUCUAGAGGCCUAAGCCGGACCAUUGAUAACAGGUCACAUGGUGGAUGACCUGGAGACUCCCAAGAAGGAUGGACCUGUCGAAAACUUAUACGGGGGUGUAUAUCUAUUCAGCGUCUGGCAGAGACAUUUCUCUAACUGGGUUUUAUCUUCACCAGCUUGCUGAUUCAUUAUUGUUUCGUCCCCUCUUUGUCGAACGACGUUCACACAAACACAAAUACACAACGACACGGCUCCAUGGAGUCACUCCUGCUCAGAUAUCACCUCGUUCGUCACUCAAAUGUUGUCUGAUCAGCAGCUCUUAACCUGUGACCCUAUAGCUGUUAUCAAACGUACUGACAGGCCUCUCCUCACUAACUAAAAGCAUCUCACCUCCUUUUGUUUUUACAGCUACAUGCUUUGAGUGUGCAGUACUGUGUUUGCCUUUCAAAUCGUUCAUGAAGUUUUUUUUUCCGCAACCCACUCAAAAUGGGCACCUGUCUUUCCACAACAAAAGUCUGAGUGAUUCAUUAUUUCCUUUUGGAAACGCAGCAACCCAUUUCGCUUCAUUUCAAGAAUAAGCGCUUGGUAAUGCAUUCUUCACUAAUCUUUUCCUUGUUUUCAGCACAUAAAAGUUAUAAAUCAUUUUUUGGUUGCUGUCUCUGCACAAGCGUUAAAAUGUACUUGAGAUUUAGAUUAAAUAAAAAUAAAAUGUUGCUUGAGAGAUGGUUUUGAUGUCUGAUUUCUAGUUUAUGAGAGCAACACUUUGAGGAGAGCAGAAGGGUUCACGAUGAGGGAUUUUAACUCUGAUCUUCAUCCUUAACGUGAGGUUUGAACAUUCUCAGCUAAUAAUGAUCUGAAAAGCUCGUUAGCUUUGGCAUAAAGAUGAAAAAUGCAGCUAAUAAGAGAUCAGAUUAGAUUAGCCACACUCAUGAACUUGUGUUGAUGGUGAGUAACAACUGGGCUCUGGUGACUUGUUUAACUCUCCGGGUGGGAAACUCGGGCGUUUCAGAGAGAAGCUGUUGUCUGUUUUCUCUGGUCUAAGAGGAGAGAAGCUGUUUUUUCUUGCUGAAUUUUAUAUAAAGCAGCACAACCACCUGGUGUUCUUAAACUCACAUUUGACCUUUCUUCAUCCUGUAAUAAAUUGGGGAACAUUUGUGACGGAGAUAGAUAAAAGGAGAAUAACUGUCCCUCGUAAAGUUGUUUUUACUAACAGCUACCUUCUACUCAGCUGGCUGUUGCAAAAUACACAAAAUAAACACAACAAAAACAAUGAAGUUACACAACAUCCUGUCAUUUUUAAAAAAUGUGUUCAGCUUUUUGAUUGAUAAACAGGACAAAUAAGGUUUAUCUGUUAAAAUUCUCAUGAAGGUACCAAAUGAAAAAGUCAGUGGAGCGUCUAAUUAUGGAGAUUAAUGUUUUGAGUGAUAAAAAUGUUUGCUCUGCAUCCGUCCAUCUUCCUCCAGGGUCGGGUCACGGGAGCAGCAGCCUAAUAAAGCAGAGAGGCCCAGACUGGCCCAGCUCCUCUGGUGAAAUCCUAAGGUGUUUCCAGUGAGAGACAUAGUCCCUUCAGCAUGUCCUGGGUCUUCCCUUACGUCUCCUCCCAGUUGGACGUGCCCAGAAAACUGCAGGGAGGCGUCCAGGGAGGCGUCCUAAUCAGAUGCCUGAGCCACCUCAACUAGCUCCUCUCGAUGUGGAGGAGCAGCAGGUCUACUCUGAGCCCCUCCCGGAUGACUGAGCUUCUCACCCUAUCUCUCAGGGAGAGCCCAGACACCCUGCAGAGAAAACUCAUUUUAGCCGCUUGUAUCUGCGAUCUCAUUUUUCCUUCUCCUUUCGGCUCAGCUCUCUCUUCACCAUGACAGAUUGGUACAACACCAGCAUCACUGCAGACUCACCAAUCUCACUCGUGUUCCAUCUUUCCCUCUCUCUUGAACAAGACCAGGAGAUACUUAAACUCUGCCACUUGAGGCAGGACCUCAUCUCUGACCCGGAGAAGGCAUUCUACCCUUUUCUGA